Messenger RNA from Chrysoperla carnea, 4533 nucleotides. Its product is annotated as zinc finger protein 252-like. Gene Ontology annotation, biological process: regulation of DNA-templated transcription. The transcript has 15 exons. Gene Ontology annotation, cellular component: nucleus. Lineage: Eukaryota; Metazoa; Arthropoda; Insecta; Neuroptera; Chrysopidae. Gene Ontology annotation, molecular function: DNA-binding transcription factor activity, RNA polymerase II-specific; RNA polymerase II cis-regulatory region sequence-specific DNA binding; zinc ion binding. The coding region runs from base 5 to 4078 and encodes 1357 amino acids. The record is from RefSeq and is a predicted model, not a curated record.
AAUUAUGGAUAAAAAUAGUAAACAUAAUUUAACACCAGUAAAGCCAAGUACUGGUUUUACAAAUUUUUAUAAUCAAAAACCAAAAUUUCAAAAUGGUAUUAAAAUGAAUGCAGAUAAAAUAGAUUCAAAUAAAUUCGAUACUGAAUCAGAUGAUAUUGAAAGUUUAUUAACUGUUCAUGUUAUGUGUAAAACAAAUAAACCAACAGAUCAAGAAUCCGCUACAAAUAAUACAGAUCAAAAGAAAGUUACACCUAUUACGAAAACAAUUGUCCCAAAAAAUGUCAAGAAUCAAGAUAAUUUACGCAAAGUUGAUAAAAAAUCACGUCAAAUUGUUAAAAACAAAAUUAGUGGAGAUCAUAGUAAACCAGAUUUAACUAAAUAUAAAAAUGUGAUUACAAAAAAAGAAUUAAUUGGUGAUGUCAAAGCGCUUCAUAAUACGCGACGGAAUAGUCCAUCGUAUUUAAAGAUACGUGUCAAGUCCCAAGAAGCACUUGGUUUGAAUCAAAUUCAAGCUUUAAAUGAAGGCAUCAUUAAAGAAGAAAUUAUAGAAAUUCCUGCAAAUAGUACUAGUAAAAGUAAUGAAAAAGCUUUAAAUGUCAAUACAAAAACUGUGAUCGUUGAUGACAAAACUCAAAAACGACAGUGUCGUUUAUGUGGAUCGUUAGCUAAAAAUUGUGUUCAAUUUUUAAAUGAAAAAUCCAAUGAAUUUUUAGAAAAAGUUACUUUUCAUUUAAAUGUUGAGAUUAAAUCAAAUGAUGGUCUCCCGCAACAAGCAUGUGUUCCAUGCGUAAAUACAGUUACGCAAUGGGCGAAAUAUUAUAAUGAAUGUGCUUUAUUACAAAAAGUUAUUAAUAAGUAUUCAAAAUCACCUGCUAAGAGUUCUCAAACAAUUGAUAACAAUGACGUGUCAAUUUCAAAAAAUUCAGAGAUAGAAUCAUCAGAACAAAAUCUACCAUCUUCAGUAUCAGUUGAAAAUAUGGAUGUUGGUGCAAUUAAAAAAGAGGAAGAAGUUGAAGAUGCUAUUGAAAAGAUGUUACGUGAAAUGCAUGGAAUGGAUACGAAUGAAACAAUUGAAUUAGAACAAAUUAAAACCAAUCCAUUGGAUAAUAAUAAGGAAAAUGUAGAUAGUAAUUUAGAUUUAAAUGAUUCAGAUGAUGAUUUUGAAAUGGAUGUUGAAUUUCUUGAAGAGGAACGUGAAUUAGUUGAUGAAGCAUUAUCAUGUCAAAAAGUAUCAAAGAACAAAAAUAAUAGUCCACAAAAUAAUAUAAAUAUUAAAAGUGAACCAACCAAUGGACGAAAAGUAAUUAGAAUGGAUCGUAAGUUAUCGGAAGAAGAAUUAAGAUCUUUAUUGGAAAGAACUGGUUUUAAUGAGCUUACGUUUGUCACAGUUAUGAAAGUUAGCGGUAGAACAUCGUCAGCUUUAACGGCAGAUAUUGAUAAACACUACAAAGAUUUCAAAGAUAAAUUAACGGUGGCGAAAGACAACGCACGUCAUAAAGAAGAUAACACAGAUAAAGAAUACUAUGAUACGCUUGCAAAAUCCUAUUCACAUCAUGCCUUAGAAAGUGUUCAGACGGACACAGAAAUGUUUUUUCGUUGUCCUGAUUGUCGUGUAUAUUUACCGUCAACUGAUUUACCACGUCAUAUGCAAGUCGAUCAUGGUAAAACUAUGGCAUUAUGUGAUUUUUGCAGAAUGUUAUUCCCGUAUGAUUCAGAAACAAAUAAGAAUUUAAUUGCUGAACAUAUUGAGCUUCAUAAGGCUGAUAAAAUGUCAAGUUGCCCCGAAGUUAUCCUCAAUAUUUCUAAAUUAUUGGAAAGUUUAAAUGAAUCACCAACCGAAAAUAAUACACCGCCAUUUAUUAAACAAGAAGAUAAUUCUGAAUUUGUAACAACAGUAAAGAAAGUCGUGCAGAAAAAUCGUUAUCGUUGUAACCAGUGUAGUGCACGGUUUCAGAGCGCGCAAUUAAUUCGUGAACAUUUGAAAUUACAUGAAACAGAAAAUGUACAGUGUCUGCAAUGUAAUGAAACAUUUACAAGUCGUUACGCCUUAAAUUGUCACGAAAAAUUAUCACACACUGAAAAUAAAAAAUGGAUUUGUGAAUUUUGUAGUCUAGAAUGUGAUGACGAAGCAUCAUUUGAUAUUCAUAUGAAAGCUGAACAGCAUUUAAAUCCAUGUGAAUUUGUGUGCCCUCAUUGCUCAAAUAUAUUUACAACUCGAGAUUGUUUAGCCGAACAUAUUCAAACACAUUCACAGGAGACCUUCACAUGUGAUACAUGUGGCUUUGCAUUUGUUUCCCGUACAAAAUUACAAGCUCACCAAAAAACGAUACACGUUUAUACAACAUAUUCGUGUACUCAAUGUGAAUAUAAAAAUUUCACAAGAGUUGGGCUAAAAAACCAUGUUCGAAUUCAUCACAAAAAUUCAUCUGGAACAUCCGGUUCACAAUUUCCUUGUAAUGAAUGUAACCUCUCAUUUCACACAGCAAAUAGAUUACGUGAACAUGUUCAAAAAACACACCAAACUGGACGUAAUUUUCAUUGCCCAUUAUGUGAUUGGAGUUUUAAUCAUAAUGAAAAUUUGAAAAAACAUUUUGAAUUUCAUGUGGAAAAAGGUCAUACUAUUUGUAAAGUAUGUCAACAGCCAUUUGAAUGCGCCAAUGAUAAACUAAAUAUUAUUGAUGUGAUUGAACAUAAAAAAAAGCACACAACAGAGGAGAAUUUUGUAUAUCAACGGCCGUAUAGUCCAUCAGUAAGCCGUAUGACACCAUGGCGUGACGCAAUACCUCCACAAGGUGGUGCUCGUAUGUUUUGUAGGGAUUGUGGUGUUGCUUGUUCAAUACCACUAGAACUACGUAAACAUCAGAAAACACAUAAACCGUAUUAUUGCAAUACGUGCCAAACUGUUUCGAACAAUGAACAAACAUUUAUCCUGCACAUGGAGCAACAUGCUGAUCGUAAACAUGUUUGUAAAACUUGUGGAAAACGUUUUAUGACACGAACAGCGUUAAACUUGCAUUCAAGGAUACAUCAAAAUGUACCUAAAUUUUCUUGUGCUGUAUGUUCAAGAAAAUUCCGUAUUGUUACCGAUUGGAAACGUCAUGAAAGAUCGUGUCGUGAAACACACGGUUGGCCACGAAUGGAUGUACAACAGGUUAAUCAAAAAGAUGGAGUGUCACGUCGAUUGAAACGAUCUCGGCGCUUGGGUACAAAUCAAUUUUCUGAAAAUAAGGAAGAUGGGAGCGAAUCUUUGAUUGAGUAUGUGGACGAAGAUAAUAUUACAUAUGAAUACGCUGAAGAUGAUUCCAUGCAAGGUGCAUAUAAUCAAGAUUUAAGUAACACCGAAAAUCUUGAUGAAACCACUUACGUCGAAUAUGUGGUUCAAGAAGGUGAUGAUACAAUAGAAAUAGAUGAAACACAAUUAGCUGAAUUUCAAGAAUGGCAACGUACAUCACAGUUAACGACAAACUUAAUAAAAAGUGAAGCAAUAGCCUUUGACACUGAUAAAAAUGCAGAAAUAGUUACUACAACGGGUGAUAUUGGAGAUGAUGGUGAUACACAUGAAGAUGACAUAAAUUCUACCGCAUCUGUUUAUUAUUCAAUUGAAGAAUUACCUGGUGUUAAAAAACAGUAUCGAUUUGUUCCACAGUAUGUAAUCCAAGGUGAUGAAACCACUGGAGAACAUGUUACUACUACUGAAGAUGGUAUCGAAAUUACAAACGACACAGAAGAACAAAAAUUUGUUAUACCUGAAGAUGGUCAAGUUAUUUUAAAUGAUUUGCCUGAUCAUGAUGAUGGUACUCAAGGUGGAAAUGUAGUGUAUGUUGACUCUGCCUCGAAUAUUGUGUACAAUUUAACGGAUAAUAUGGGUACAUUACAAAAUUUCACUGGACAAAACAUCAUUUUCCAACACGAAGAGGAAGCAAGUAAUGAAGCGCAAUUAGAAGAUGGUGAAAAUAUAUCGUAUGUUUUUAAUAAUGCAACGGAGGAAGGGGGCGAUGAAAGCGUUACGAUAUAUUUAAAAGGUGGUGAAACUGUGAAUGAGACAUUAGAUAAUUUACAAAAAGUGCAGAAUGUAUAACGAUAUUAAACAGUCAAGAAGCGUCGUCAACAGUAUAAGGUUUUAUUUAAAUGAUUUAGGACUUUAAUUUCUCGUUCGCACGUAGUCAAGAAAAAGGAGGAGAUAACCAUUUUUAUGUAUAGUAAAGAUUAAAUUUUGAAAAAAGGAUUAUAAUUGCCUUAAUAAUAAUUUGUUCUAUCAAGUUCAGCUUGAAAAUAAAAAUAUAAUUUUGGCUACGUCGCCAUCUAUUCGUUGAAAGUAGAACCAAAUUCUGCAUCGUUAGCAGAAACAUUUAAAACUUCUAUAUUGUUUCAUUAUAUUAUUGAGUUUUCACAUAAUGUAUGUAUCAUUUAUGUAAUAUCUCUCUAUUUUUAAAGAAUAUUAUUUAUUUAUAGAGAUAAUAUUAUUACAUAAAUCGUUGUACGGAAACUGAAAUUAAUAGUAUAAGGAAACGAUAUAUAUGUAUUUCCUGCAUG